Molecule: messenger RNA, 993 nt
Organism: Mastomys coucha (southern multimammate mouse)
Lineage: Eukaryota; Metazoa; Chordata; Mammalia; Rodentia; Muridae
Gene: Izumo4
Product: IZUMO family member 4
Exons: 10
Coding region: 75-758 (227 amino acids)
Cellular component (GO): nucleus
Source: RefSeq, a predicted model, not a curated record
CGGCGUGACGGGGCGUGGCACGGGAGGCACCGUUGGUUGGUCCGCGGCUGGAGGGCGUGGCGUUGGCGGCGCCGAUGUUUGGGCACGGCCGGCUGGGCCAGGCCAUGGCCCAGCUGCUGUUCCUGGGCAUGACAGCGGCUCUGGCCCGGGGCUGCCUGCAGUGCGACCCCAAUUUCUCGGAGAAGUUCGCCUUCUACCGUCACCAUGUGAACCUCAAGUCGUGGUGGGUGGGUGACAUCCCCGUAUCGGGGGUGCUGCUCUCCGAGUGGAUCCGGAACACGAUGAAGGAGCUCCAUCUGGCCAUCCCCGCCGAAAUCACCCGGAAGAAGCUAUAUCGAGUGGCAGAAGCCGUGUACCAGAGGAUGGACCAGCUGUACCAGGGGAAGAUGUACUUCCCAGGGUAUUUCCCCAAUGAGCUGCGGGCCAUCUUCCGGGAGCAAGUGCGCCUCCUCCAGAACGCCAUCAUAGAGAGCCGCAUCGACUGUCAGCGUCACUGUGGCAUCUUCCAGUAUGAGACCAUCUCCUGCAGCAACUGCACAGACUCCCACGUUAUCUGCUUUGGCUACUACUGCAAGUCAUCGACACAAUGGGAGUCAGCUGUACAGGGCCUUGUGAAAUACAUAAACACCUGGCACAAACAGGAUGUAAAGAUGAGAACUACCCCAGCCUUCCUUUCACCGAACAUAAAAUGUCUGGAACCUCAGCAUCUGAUCAACCUGACCUUGGAAGAUGCCUCUAAGUGUCUGACCCAGCACUGACAGUGGUUGCCAGCCCCCAACUUCGGUGGGGACCAGGACUCAGCUGCACUGUGGCAGCUUAUUCCUCUGGAGAGGCUAGCCAUUGCCUGCUUCAGGUCACCCCUCCCACUCCCAUGGAGCCCAGGCUGGGCCGGGACAGGGGAGGGCAGGGAGAUGGUCUUGUGUAAGAUAGUGGGGAACCCCCCAGGGCAGGGCCCUCUGAGAUAUUUUGAUUAAAGUGCCCUGACAUUUCUCA